AUGGAAAACACAAGUGUAGAAAUGGAAGUAGACGAACCUCAAAAUAAUGUUUUAGCUACAAAUGUUACGGGCAGUGUGUCGAUAUCUUUACAUCCACUUGUCAUUCUUAAUAUAUCUGAACACUGGACUCGUUUAACGGCUCAAGUUGGUAGUUCAGUUCCUUCAAUCGGGGCAUUGAUCGGUAAACAAAAGGAUCGAACUCUUGAAAUAAUGAACUCGUUUGAAUUGUCAUAUACCCUACUUGAAGAUAAUGUGACUAUGGUUAUUGAUAGAGAUUACUACAACUCUAAAGAAGAACAAUUCAAGCAGGUGUUUUGUGACUUGGACUUUCUUGGAUGGUACAUAACUGGUACUGGUUCAGAUAAACCGACAUUUCGGGAUAUUGAUGUACAUAAGCAAAUCAUAAAUAUUGCUGAAAGUCCCAUAUUUUUGAAAAUGGAUCCUCAUGGUGGACAUACUGAUCUGCCAGUCAAAGUAUAUGAAUCCAUUAUUGAUAUAAUGAAUGGAGUGCCAAAAAUGUUAUUUGUUGAAUUAACAUACACCUUAUCUACUGAAGAUGCAGAGCGUAUUGGUGUUGAUCAUGUUGCACGAAUGUCAAGCAAUGAUGCACAAGAAAAUAGUUUGGUCGCUGAAACAUUAACUGUUCAGUUUAAUGCUAUCAAGAUGCUCCAUAGUAGAGUUAAAAUGUUACUCCAGUAUUUGAAGGAAGUAAAGAAAACUGAUGAAUCAGUAAAUAACGAAUUAUUGAGGGAAUUCGUUUCUUUGUGUCAUCGACUGCCAGUUAUGGAAUCUGGAGAGUUUUACAGGGAUUUGUAUACACAUUGUAAUGAUGUAGCACUGAUUGCUUACUUGGGAGUUUUGACAAAAUGUAGUAAUGAAGUAAAUGAUUACUGUAACAAGUUUAAUGCACUUUAUGACCGUCAAGUGGUUGGUAGAAAAGUUAAGGCUUUGUUUUUAUAA
Molecule: messenger RNA, 960 nt
Organism: Macrosiphum euphorbiae (potato aphid)
Lineage: Eukaryota; Metazoa; Arthropoda; Insecta; Hemiptera; Aphididae
Source: the annotation of a GenBank genome assembly